Molecule: messenger RNA, 870 nt
Organism: Clonostachys rhizophaga
Lineage: Eukaryota; Fungi; Ascomycota; Sordariomycetes; Hypocreales; Bionectriaceae
Source: the annotation of a GenBank genome assembly
AUGAAGACAACAACAGCAUUCGUCGUCUUUUUGACUGCCGUUUCCCAAUUGAUGGGAACGGCAGUUGCAGCUUCGGCCACGGCCGCUGCCAGCGGUACCAAGCCUACACAAGCACCCAAGGAGAACGCCAAGCUAGGAACACCGACAUCACAGGGAUGCUUCAAGUCAUAUGGAAACAUGACAGACAGCGGACUUGACGAAACCAAGGUCUCUUCAGGAGGGUGUAGGGAGGCUUGCCAAGCAAAGAGUGCGCCGGUCUUUGCCAUGGGCGGUGGUGUUCAGUGCAAGUGUGGAAAUCAAUAUCCCGCCAAGAGCGAUCUCACGGACGACUCGGCUUGCAACUACGAAUGCCAGGCUUACCCCCUGGAGGCUUGUGGUAACCUCGAUGCCACGGCCUGGUCAGUCUGGAACACCGGUGACAAAAUCUCUAUUCCUUACUACGAAAAGGCAGAGACGUCGAGCAGUAGCUCUGCCCCUGCCGCGACCAGUACGACGGCCAGCAAGCCAAGCUCAACUGGCGACCCUGCAACAACAGAAACCUCGGGCAGUGAUGACCAGAAAUCAGGCGGCAGUAAUCUAGGAGCAAUCAUCGGUGGCGUGGUUGCCGGUGUGGUUGUUAUUUGCGCCAUUGUAGGUGGAUUAUUUUUCUUCAUGCGACGAAGACGCAACUCGGAGAUCGAAGAAGAGUAUCGCCGAAAUGCUGCUGUCAAUGCCUUCAUUAGCGGCUCCAAGCCUCCCGGAAGCAGCGCUGGUAGCAUCUCGAUGACCGACUCUCGCCUUGAUCCUAUCAAGGCCCAUCGACUAAGUGACGGCAGCAUUGCCGACAACGAGGACUACUCCCGGAAGAUUCUCAGGGUGACCAACGCAUGA